Messenger RNA from Malassezia pachydermatis, 216 nucleotides. RefSeq names its product phf5-like protein. Gene Ontology annotation, biological process: mRNA splicing, via spliceosome. The coding region runs from base 1 to 216 and encodes 71 amino acids. NCBI's taxonomy places the organism in Eukaryota, Fungi, Basidiomycota, Malasseziomycetes, Malasseziales, Malasseziaceae. The transcript has 5 exons. The record is from RefSeq and is a predicted model, not a curated record. Gene Ontology annotation, cellular component: U12-type spliceosomal complex; catalytic step 2 spliceosome; U2 snRNP.
AUGUCGAAGCAUCACCCGGACUUGAUCUUGUGCCGGAAACUCCCUGGUAUCGCUAUAGGGCGUCUUUGUGAACGGUGUGACGGGAAAUGCCCUAUUUGUGACUCGUACGUGCGCCCUGCUGCCAUUUGUGUGGUGGCCAAGGUGUAUCGGAUGCAUAUUAUUGCGCAGAAUGCACCCGACUUGAAAAAGAUCGGGAUGGUUGUCCGAAGACGGUAA